UGGGUCGUGUAAUAAUGUGUACAGUAAGAGUUUCAAAAAUUCGAUUUUUAUUUUUAAAUCCGAGAUAUUAAGUUUUUUUUUUGUCUUUGAGUAUUCGGAUCCUCCGAUCCGUCAUCCAUCCGCCCUAUUUCCUUGCUCUUCCUACAGAUCCCCCUCUCGGUAUUAUUCCUACUCUUCGCAAAUCUCCACCUCAUUACUGGAUCGGUUAACGCAACUUUAAUGGAGUUUUGAUUAUCCACACGCCCAUUAAGGUACUGAGGAAGAGGGCUGCGUGUUGUUAAGAGAAGAUCAAUGCGAAAUGAUUGCGAGUGAUCCUCAGAAAAUGUCCCCAUUUUGCAUUUUUGAGCUUCUCGGAGAACUCACGCAGUGCAUAAGGAAUCUUAUCUGGGUGUUUGCUUUUUGCUGUUCAAUGAAGAAAAAGCAACUGAGUUUUGAAAGAAAAGUGUAUAACACAAUGGAUUAUGAGGAUGUCAUGCCUUCUAAUGGGUUUGAGUCCGUUCAUCAAAAUGGCAUGCAUGGGCAAAUUUUGAACGACAGAGAGGAUGCUAUUGCUGUGAGCGAUGCCAAUGUCGUUGCAGAAACUGCAGAUCUUGUUGCAAUAGAGGCGAGCUUACAUGAGUUUAAGUUGGAUGCCAGUGGCAAUAACAACAAUUUUUCUUCUGGCUGUGCAAGAGAGAUUGAUGGAUCAAAAACCCAUAAGGAUGGUGAAGCAGUUACUGGGGAUAAGUUGAAAAAUUCUGGACCUCAGAAGAUUGAAGGCAAGAAAAUCAAUGGGAAGCUGCCAAAUACCAAAGUUACUUCAACGAUUGGAGCAAGGAAGAGUAAGGAUGGAAAGAAUCUGGAAGCUGUUGGCUUGAGUUCACGUACAAAACAACCUGCUGUAAGUCAAUCAUUUAAUGAGAGAAAAACUCAAUCUAAGCAUGGUGGAAAAUCUGAUGCAGCAUCGUCAGAAAGCUUUAUAGAGAAGACAAAAAUUAAGGCCUCGAAAAAAGGAUCUAUUGAUAAACCAGAGGCCGAUGCUCAAUCUUCUUCAAGUCCUACUGCAGGAGAUUCAAAACCAUGCAGAGUUGGUGCACUUCCAAAUUACGGGUUCAGUUUUAGGUGUGAUCAGCGGGCUGAGAAACGAAAAGAGUUCUAUACUAAGCUCGAGGAGAAGAUUCACGCUAAGGAAAUUGAGAGGACUACAUUGCAAGAAAAGUCCAAGGAAUCUCAAGAAGCUGAAAUCAAGAUGCUCAGGAAGAGUUUGACAUUUAAAGCUACACCAAUGCCGAGCUUCUAUCAAGAACCUCCUCCAGCAAAGGCAGAACUAAAGAAGGUACCACCAACAAGGGCCAAGUCUCCCAAGCUCGGUCGAAGGAAGACCUCCAAAGUGGAUGAAUCUGAAGAAAAUGGCGGCGGUGCAAGCCGGCGGUCAGGCCGCUUGAGCCUGGAUGAGAAGGUGUUUCGCGACAACCCUCCCAAAGGACCUUCGCCUGCAAAUUCUAAGAAGCCGCUUAGAAAGUCACUUCCUAAACUGCCUUCUGAAAAGACCACUUCGUCAGGUGGGAUGGCUAAAACUGCGAAAGCAAAAGAUGCAGAGGGAAUGAACUUGUCAAGCACAAGAAUGGAGGAAAAGCUCGACACUUUAACUGAGAUGUAUGAAGCUGCUGCUGACAAUCAAGAGCAGGAGGCAAUUCCUACUGCUGAAUCGAAUGCAAUGCAUGUUCACUCAGAAACCAUGCUGCCAGUCCAGGAGGAGCAACCCAAGCCCACCUUUGUGGAGGAACCAUAGAUUCUGAGACAUGGGAAGGACAAUGUAGAAUUGGUGCGGACAAAAGUCAGAGAGGUAUGAGAAUCAAAUUGUACUAUAAGAACAGGUGGAGAAUUUUCUUUUUAUGGAAGAUCACGCCUUUGUGUUCACAGCAGACUUGGGUUGCUUCGUCUGUGUUUCUAAGGAUUGCUUCUCCUUGAUAGAAUCUUCACUAGGCCCUUCUUUUUUCCUUAAGUCACUAUAUUACACCUUUUGUGCCAAUUUAUAGUACUGUAGCAUUUUCCGUUUGUUACUCUUAUUGCCAGUCUGAUAAAUUUUUGGGACAAUGGUCACUACAAUGUCGACCGAAA
Molecule: messenger RNA, 2100 nt
Organism: Rhodamnia argentea
Lineage: Eukaryota; Viridiplantae; Streptophyta; Magnoliopsida; Myrtales; Myrtaceae
Product: protein WVD2-like 5
Exons: 11
Coding region: 299-1771 (490 amino acids)
Molecular function (GO): microtubule binding
Source: RefSeq, a predicted model, not a curated record